Messenger RNA from Paramecium sonneborni, 1284 nucleotides. The record is from the annotation of a GenBank genome assembly. NCBI's taxonomy places the organism in Eukaryota, Ciliophora, Oligohymenophorea, Peniculida, Parameciidae.
AAAUAAUUCUAAGAUGAAAAGGAUGUAGAGUAAAGAAGACAUCAUAAAAGAUUAAUACAUGAAGACUUUAACAUGUUUCUUAUAAGAUAGUACUCUUUAUGAUUGCUUAUCUAUUAAUAAUUAAGUCACAGUAAUAGAUUAGUCAUUCUCUUUAUUUGAUGUUUUUAAUGUCUUUAUUGAUUCAUAUAUUGAUGAAGUAUUGUUUUGGAAUCCAGAUGUAGCUUAUUAUGAUGGAGUAUUCACUUAAACUGAUUUGAUCAGAAUCAUUCUUAAAUGUUAUCAAAACAUUCUUAAUGGUGUUCCGAAUGGUAAAAUUUUUAGAAUAUCUUAGGUAGUUUGGGGAAAUAGUAAAAGUUAAGUUUAGCCUAUUAUGGAAGAAGAGGAUGAAGAUAGAACUUCUACUCCUAUCCAUAAUGCUUAAGUAGUAGGCUAGGAUUAAAUUAAUAAGUUGCUUAUAGAUUUAAAGACUAUAUCUGUUAGAGAUUGGUUUAAUUCAUAUGGAGAAAAUCUUCAUUAAAGUAAUCUUAUUAAAGCAGAUAUGGCUGAUAAUCUAAAUGAUGCCAUGAAAAAAAUACUUAAGUAGGGUGUAACUAGAAUUGUAGUUAUUGAAUCUGAAUCUAGAGUUAUUGUAGGCAUUCUAUAAUAAAAAGAUAUUUUGGCAUUUCUUGUUAAAGGAUUUAGUUAAUAUUUCCAUUUAUAAUUAUCAUCUAAACCACAUAGACUUGAAGUCCAUCAAGAUAAUAAUAAUCAUCAAUCAGAAUAACAUGAACUUGAAAUCAGCUAUUUUUCUGAUAGAAUACUUCUAUUAAAUGAUAAACUAUCAUUUGAUACCAAUGUAUAUGAGUAAAUUUUUCAACUUAUUCUAGUGUCUUUUAUUAAUUAAUUUAUGUUUUCAAAAGAAAUGCUAUUCCUAUUGUAGAUGCUAAUAAUUAGUAUUUAGGAUUGAUUGAUAGAAGAGAUUUUUUAUUCAUUCUUAAAUAUCAAGUCUAUGACAUGGUAUGACUCAACAUUAAGAUUAGCUUCAUAGAUAAGCCAUUGAUUUAUUGAAUUUUAUUAGAAUUGAAAAAUCUAAGUAUCCUGGCUUCUCUAUUUGUAACAAAGAACUAUUUCAUAUGAAACAAACUUUAAAAGAAGUAUUUUCUUCAUUUAUCAAAGGUUGUUGAAAACUUGCUACUUUCAUCUAGAGGUAGUCUAGUCUGUCUAAAUGAAAAAAAAGAACCUAUUUCCACACUUUAAAUGUCUGAUCUCUUCAAAAUAUGUUUAGAUGAUAUUGAAAUAGAAUGA